This is a messenger RNA of Phragmites australis (common reed), 1441 nucleotides long. RefSeq lists its product as uncharacterized. Gene Ontology annotation, biological process: transmembrane transport. The record is from RefSeq and is a predicted model, not a curated record. Gene Ontology annotation, molecular function: transmembrane transporter activity. The transcript is spliced from 11 exons. Lineage: Eukaryota; Viridiplantae; Streptophyta; Magnoliopsida; Poales; Poaceae. The coding region runs from base 131 to 1189 and encodes 352 amino acids. Gene Ontology annotation, cellular component: membrane.
CACCUGCCAGUCCUGCACUCUAGUCUCUACCUUCCAUUCGUCUGCUCCGUCUUUCUCUUCUUGGAAGUGUAUAAAUCUUUGCUUCUGCAUCUGAUCAGAUCCAAGGUUUCCGUGAGCGGUUCUUGGACUCAUGGAGGUCAAGACGAAGGACGUAUGGGGCCUGCUGCUCGUGCUUCUCCUCGGCCAGCUCGUCGCCUUCUCCAUGGCUGCCUCAAGCUUCACCUCCUCCCUCAUUGCUAAUCUUGGAGUCGAUGCACCACUCACACAAUCUUUAUUCGCGUACCUGUUGCUGACCUUAGUUUAUGUACCAAUCGUCCUGCGUCGACGACAGAAGCUGCAAAUAUCUUGGUAUUGGUAUCUAGCCCUGGCUUUCAUUGAUGUCCAGGGGAAUUAUCUUGUUGUGAAGGCAUACCAGUACUCAUACAUUACCAGUGUAACUUUGCUGGAUUGUUGGACUGUUGUAUGGGUCAUCAUACUCACCUGGUACGCAUUGGGCACAAGAUAUUCUUUCUGGCAGUUUGUGGGGGCAGGGACAUGUGUGGCAGGGCUUGCCCUUGUCCUCCUUUCAGAUGCAAAGUCUCAAGAUGAGCAAGAUCCGAGUAAAAUACCACUUCUAGGGGAUACCCUUGUUAUUGCCGGGACAGUUUGUUUUGCAUUUAGCAAUGUUGGGGAGGAAUACUGUGUCAAAAAGAAAGACCGAGUUGAAGUUGUUGCAAUGCUUGGAUUAUUUGGGUUGCUAGUCAGUAUAACUCAGAUACUUAUAUUUGAAAGGAAGAGCCUAGAAGCAGUUACCUGGUCUCCAACAAUGAUAAGUCUGUUCGCAGGAUUUGCAGUGGCUUUAUUCAUGUUCUACACAAUCACUCCUUUUGUUCUUAAGAUGAGUGGAGCAACACUGUUCAACCUUUCACUCCUAACAUCUGACAUGUGGGCAGUCGCUAUUCGAGUUUUAUUCUAUAAACAACAGAUAAACUGGCUGUACUAUCUAGCAUUCACAGUUGUGGCCAUUGGAUUGAUAGUCUACUCGUUGAAUGAAAGUUCUUCGGACGAUGAAACAGCUGCAAGUACAAAAGCAGCAACGCAAUAUCAGCAACUUCAAGGUGAGGAUAAUUCAACAGGAAGUGGUUCUAAUUCGGGAAGCCAAGAAAGGACACAUAAGGAAGUUCACAUUUGUAGUGGGAUCAAUGUAUAAGGAAGCUGACAUUUGUAGGGCGGGGGGGGGGGGGUGUCAAUGUAUAAGGAAGUUCACAUUUGUAGGGGGGUCAAUGUAUAAGGAAGUUCACAUUUGUAGGGGGGUCAAUGUACAAAGACACCUCCUUGAUAAUAUAUAGAUUCGACACAAAUCAAAUAUGGCAACAGAGUUCUGCAGAAUUUAAUGUUGCCCAAUUCAUGUAUAUGCAAAACUGUUAUUAUCUCAAGCAAAAAAAGCAAUUUGGAUGCGGAA